UGGGCGCUCUUGGCGGCCCUGCGCGUUCCCGGGGCGCGAUUCGGAGGACACGCGCGGAGCGGGCCUGCUCGUGCUGCCACCGGCCCUUCGCGGCUUUGUGCGCUAACAUCACGCACGUUCCCCGGCGGUGUGCGGCUCGCGCGCACCUCCGCUCGCACCGAUGGCAGCGACGGCGCCGCUCGCGCGUCUCGUCGUUAGGGCGCGUGUGCAAAGAGCUCGGCGAACGCGCGCGCUCUCCCGCGCGAACUAGCGACAGUGCGCGAGGAGCCGCGUGCGUAGCUUCGUUCGCAGCCGAGGACGACUAGACACCUGGACGGAGAGGAGGACAGAUCCGCUCGCGCAGCGCUCAUGGAGUUCCCGGGACACUUUGAGCAGGUCUUCCGGCAGCUCAACCACCAGCGCGUGCAGGGGCAGCUGUGCGACUGCGUGAUCGCCGUGGGCAGCCGGCACUUCAGGGCGCACCGCUCGGUGCUGGCGGCCUGCAGCACGCACUUCCGCGCGCUCUUUACGGCGGCAGAGGGCGACGGCAGCGUGAGCGUGAUCCAGCUGGACGGCGAGGUGGUGACGCCGGAGGCUUUCGCCGCCCUGGUCGACAUGAUGUACACCUCCACGCUCAUGCUGGGUAAGAGCAACGUCAUGGACGUGUUGCUGGCUGCUUCGCAUCUGCACCUAAACGCCGUGGUGAAAGCCUGCAAGCGCUACCUGACCACCCGCGCACUGUCCAAUAGGGACGUGCGCCGUCAGCCGGAGCUCCGGCAGGCCCCCGCUGCCGGCCCCAGGUUCCUGCAGCCGCAUCUCGGCUCGGCGGGUUCUGCCCCGGGGCGGCUGGACAAGGGCGUCGCCCCACAAGGGGUGGUGCAGCAAGCCUCUGUUCCCAUCCGGCGCAUCCACAAGCGCAAGCAGCCCUCGGUGCCGCCGGCCCCCAAAGACGGAGCCGGACUCUGGCCCCGGCUCUCUGUGGCCCCAGCGGAAGAGGGCGGGACACUGGGUGAGGAGCCGGAGAGCGGCGUGGGUGGGGACGGCAGCGGCGGGCAGAAGGACGGGGAGGGGCCAUCGCAGGAGGACGUGCAGGUGCCCAGCCAGUCGGACGGGGGGUGCGGGGGUGAUGAGCGGUGGCGGGGCAAGGUGGAGCUCCCCGGAGGCGUCGACGUUAAAGUGAAGGAAUCAGCUGAGGAGGAGGAGGAAGAGGAGAAGCGAGUGGCGGUGAAGAACGAACCGCCAAGCUCCCCGGAGCCCCUGGACGAGGCUGGCGACGUGACCCCCCGGGUUGGGGGGGGCGACCGGUCAAGGCGGCGCCCGGACAAGAGGGAGCAGAGCCCGGAGAGCAGCGAGCGCAGCUUCUCCCACCUCAGGGGCGGCGCCGACCCGUCGGGCGCAGGUGGGGCUGGGGGAGGACCAUCCGCUCAUCCUGCUGACCACGAAGACCAGGGAGGAAAGCAGGACUUCAGCAUCUCCAGCUUCCUGUGUUCCAGGGACGUCGACAUUCUGGGGCUACAGACUCGCUUCGGGGGGCACAGCGGCGGUCUCCUCACCAUGACGGCUGCAGACUGGCAGCCGGACGGGGAGGGGGGGCCGUUCCUUCUGGCCCCGGAGUCGGCCACCGGCGCCGCGCCCUUCUCCGCACUACGCUCCAGCUCUGCCCAUCCCCAGCAGCGCUUCUUCUCCAGAGAGGUCCGCUCUGAUGCUUUCUUCCCACAGCCCCCCCAGGAGGCGCUGGGCUACCGGUGGGCGGGGCCUGAGCAAUUUGCACCGCAUUUCCAGCUCUUGGGCGUGGGCUCGCGCUCAUCGUUGCGUUCCUCCCGCCAGGAUUUGGGCGGCGCCCGCACGGCCCUCCCAAGUUACCGCAGGAUCGCGCCCAAGGUGACCCCCGGCGCGAAACAGCCCUCCUUCUCACCCGCCGCGCCGACCGCGCCGCCCCAGCUGACCAGAGCGUCUGCGGACGUCCUGUCCAAGUGCAAGAAGGCGCUGUCGGAGCACAACGUGCUCGUGGUGGCGGGGGCGCGCAAGUACGCCUGCAAGAUCUGCUGCAAGACCUUCCUGACGCUGACGGACUGCAAGAAGCACAUCCGCGUGCACACGGGCGAGAAGCCCUACGCCUGCCUCAAGUGCGGCAAGCGCUUCAGCCAGUCCAGCCACCUGUACAAGCACUCCAAGACCACCUGCCUGCGCUGGCAGGGUAACGACCUCCCCGGCUCCUUGCUCUGAUUCGCCGUCACAGACCCCCCGCGACCCCCCGCACCCGGAGCACUUGGCUUUUUCCUUUAUGCGUAUUUCUUCCCGUUCGGGCAGCAGGUGGCGUAGUGGUUAGAGCCAAAGCCACUUGAAGGGGCCUGGUUCCAAUCCCACCUGCUGCUGUAGUACCCCUGAGCAAGGUACUUCCCCUGAACUGACAUGGUAAGGAUUACCCCGCUAUAUAAAUGGCUAAAUCAUCGUAAGUUGCUUCGGAGAAAAGCGUCAGCUAAACGAAUAAAGGAAAACGUAACGAUCGCAUAAUGAGGAGAAACAUACUGUACUUUCCAGCCCCUUGGAUAUAAAGCAGCACUUUGUCUCCGUGGCAUCUCAAAAUUCGUUCACAGUAUACCGUGUUUUCACCGUUUCCGUUUUCCGCUCUUAUUUGUAAGUCGCUGCCGGCGCGGAUACGAGCGAGGCGGGUUCGGAAACGCGGUGACGUCACUGGGGCGUUCGGCUUUACGCCCAGCCGCCUCCGGCGAAGUGGAAACCCGGGAGGUCGACGAGUCGCAGAUUGUAAUUUUUUUUUUGCAUGUCGAGUCUUCUGGGGCCAUUAUACACACACACACACAUUUUC
Molecule: messenger RNA, 2806 nt
Organism: Scleropages formosus (Asian bonytongue)
Lineage: Eukaryota; Metazoa; Chordata; Actinopteri; Osteoglossiformes; Osteoglossidae
Product: zinc finger and BTB domain-containing protein 5-like
Exons: 2
Coding region: 349-2205 (618 amino acids)
Biological process (GO): regulation of transcription by RNA polymerase II
Molecular function (GO): DNA-binding transcription factor activity, RNA polymerase II-specific; protein binding; RNA polymerase II cis-regulatory region sequence-specific DNA binding
Source: RefSeq, a predicted model, not a curated record